Molecule: messenger RNA, 4589 nt
Organism: Rhineura floridana
Lineage: Eukaryota; Metazoa; Chordata; Lepidosauria; Squamata; Rhineuridae
Gene: GSDMA
Product: gasdermin A
Exons: 12
Coding region: 616-2043 (475 amino acids)
Biological process (GO): pyroptotic inflammatory response; defense response to bacterium
Molecular function (GO): phosphatidylinositol-4,5-bisphosphate binding; phosphatidylinositol-4-phosphate binding; phosphatidylserine binding
Source: RefSeq, a predicted model, not a curated record
AGUGCACCGCCCCCAGUUGCUGCUGAGGACCUGUUGGGGGAAGCUCCAGCAAAAGUGCCAACUCCUCCCUUACCAAGCAGCUCCCAGGAUGCCACCAGCGUGAUGCAGCCCCCUGACCUCAAGUCCGUUACUCAGGAGCAGGUGUCUUCCCAUGAGCCGUUAGAGACACGCCCACCGUCACCUCGCUCCCGCCGCCGCAAGAAACGGACAGGGCAGAGACAGGACUUGCAAAGGAGUCAGAGAUUACGAUUGAAAACGUUCCCUACUUAAGCUUGCCGCUUACAGUGGGGAGCUGCUGUGUCAACUUCCUUCAUACACCGCAGAGCAUGUCUAGAGUAUAGUCAGGGAUUUUAGUGAGUUAGUGCAGGUUUUUCUAUGAAGCGCAAUGCCUUUGAUGUAUCCGUUACUCUAAUAAAAUGAGAUUUAAUUGCACCCGCGUCUCAGCCUCGUAGUUCCGGCUCUGGAUGGACACGAACAGGGAUUUCAUGCUGAAGCGUGGAAAGCACUGAGACUGUACGAAGAAGACACAGUUACUCAAAGCCAAGGAACCACCCUUUCCUGAAAUAUCUCCGUUUAAGUACAGGUCAAACUGCAAGUCGUGAAUAUAUCCCAGAAAUGUCGUUCCAUAAGGCAACCAAAUCUUUGGCCAAACAACUGGACCCAACAGGAGAUUUGAUCCCAGUUCAAAGCGUUAUAGACCAAAAUCAUUUCAGGCCUCUUUGCCUGGUUCAAAGGAAAAGAAGGCGUUCGUGGUGGGAGACUUGCCCUUAUCAUAAAACCGAAUACAGGCUAUGUGAUGUGUUGUUAUCAGGAGACCAUGCUGCAAAACUAGAUGUCCAAGAUUCAGGUCCUAUCACAGUUGUGAACCAGGUAGAUGGAACAGUGGAGGGGGAUUUUGGCGGACAGGUUGAUGACCUAACAACAGUAGAAGUGAAGGGCGCUACCACCAUGUCUCAUGCAAGGUCUGUGAAGGUGAAAAAGAUACAUGUUUGCCCUCAACUCAUCGAUUCUGUAACAAGAGAAGGGAAAAUCAACUUGAAACAUGAAUUCAUUAAACAAUCAAGGAUGAUUCGAAGGGACCUGUAUGUGAUCACUGAGGCAGUAGAGGCUGUGGAAGAGGCAGAGUUUGGGGAAUCUAACAAAGCAGAAGGAAGCAUGUUUUACAAAACGUGUAUCAGUUUGAAGCUGAAGGGUGCCAGAGGCAGUAAGAAAGCAAUCAUCAUCCCAAAGUCCUGCAUCCUGGCAUUCAGAGCCAAGCAACUGCUAAUAAAAGAAAGAGAAGCACAUAUCUCCUACUAUCACAAUGACAAAACAGGAACUUUUGAUGAAUAUGUACUUGCUAGCGCUGUCCCUGUUGUAAAAGAACAAGAUGCAGCUGAUGAAAAAUUGGUCUCGGAAAACAAGAGUAAAGUCUUACAGAGGGAAGUUGAGCGAAAAUAUCAAGAACUCUUUUUAUUAUCUGUGAAUUUGCGUGGCAAAUUUCUAACUGGCUUUCUGGCAAUAAUGAGAGAGACUGACUUCUUGCAAGAAUUGGAGCUCCAGCUGGAGCAGGCUCUUGAAAGCCAUAAUAAAUUCAAGCUGAAGACUGGCAAACCAGAGUUGCAAGACUUGGUGGACAAUUUACAAGAUUCAAAUGGGUACUUCUUCAGAUGUCUUAUUCAGGCAGUCCUCUACUUUUUUCGAGCUCUAGAUGAACUGACAGAGUUCCAGCGGAUGCUCCUGGUAGAAUCUGUAGAGAAGAAGAUUGUGAACAGACAGCUGGUAUUGGUUGGAAGCAUCCUAGAUAAUGACUUCAGUGAAAAAGAAAAAGAUUUUACUGUAGAAGCCCAGCUGUUAAGUGAAGAGGACCUGAAUAUAACUGGAGAAAUGGUUGAAAUGAGUGGACUGACAGUGAAAAAAAAUGGAUCCAGUCUUACUGGGACUGGAAAUCCUGCUACUUUCUCAGCCCUCGCUGCACUUUACGUGGCUCUGUAUGCACUCAGUGCCCUAUCUACAGAAGAGGAUGGCUCAAAAACCUUUAAGCCUAACAGGGUCUGCAUAUAGGGAUGGGUGAAUCUGUCAAUUUUGGUUUCUCUCAAUUUCACAUUUUUCCUAUCUUAAAUUUGGUUCUCCACACUUCCGCAUCAAUUUUUAAAAAUCCUCAUGAAAAUUCACCAGUGUUUUAGUGCAAAUUUCUCUUAAUACACACAAGUUUGUAUGCAAUUUUUAAAUUUAUCUUUGUGUCAAAAACAGUUUUUUAAGAAAAGACAGAAAAAACAAUACCAAUGCAGACUGUCAGCUCACAUUGUAAAUACAACAGUGUCAGUACUUCCAUCUAAAAUUAAAUGUAUAAAUCAGUAUAAGCCCUCCAGAUGUCCAAAUAGGUAUCCACACAAAAUUGAUGUUCAUUAAAAGUGUUCAAAUGUAACAAUGGCAAUGAGGUCCUCAGACCAUUGCAUUAUAGGCGGUGGGCAUUUAUCCUUCCAGACUCAAAGUAUAUGUCUCUUGGCAACCAUAAGGGCUAGCAAUGUCCACUUUUGUUGCUUUAAAUGGAAACAAUCAAAUUUCUCCCCCCUCCCUGGAUACAAAUGAAGUAACCUCAUGUACAAAUAGACCAUGAUGAAAAGGAGAUUAAUACCACAAACCUAUAGGUAUCUACUCAAAAGGAAAUCUCAUUCAGUUCAGUUGGGUCCUCUAAAAUUCCACAAUAUAAAAUGUUCAUAUAUGUAAGCUAAUGUUCAUUUAUAGAUAAUGAGAUAAUGUUUUUUACAUUCAGCUUUUCCUAUGUUUGUUUAUGUAUAUUGAAGAACCAGUUCAGAUUUUAUGGGGAAACGGUUCCUUUCUAUAAGAACGAGCUGUGCUUUCCCCUUCCACCCUCUUUGGUGCCUGUAAAGAGGUGGUUGACGUUUCUGAUUUUUAAACUAAUCUCAGUUCCUCAUGAUGCUCAAAUUCGGGGACCUGUGGUUUGUUUAAAAUAGAAAGCAGAUGCUUUCAAUACCCUCCUCUGACAUGAGAUGAAAGAGGAAGAGUGGGAUGAGGAGUGCAUGAGCCCAUGGUUGAUUGAGGCUGGAGCAUCUAUGGUCCUCUGAUGUUGCAGGACUGUAACUCCCAUUAGCCCCAGCAAGUGUGGCCAGCGGUCAGGGAUCAUGCAAGCUGUGGCUCAACAACAUCUGGAGGGUAACUGGUUCCCCAUCUCUGUCAUAGGGGGAAAAUAUAGCUUCCCAUUACCUCUGAACUAUUUCUAUGUCUAGCUAGCCACUUCGGAUAUUUUAUAGAAAAGUGAGAUGUAAAUCUUGAAAAUGCAUGAAUAAAACAAUGUGAUAACAUGCUUCACUCUUUUGAGAAAGGAGGUUUUGGGCUCACUGGGUGGGGUGUUACAUGGGAGUAUAUAUUUGCAAAGUAUAUAUAUAUAUAUUUACAAAGGUGGUUCUUGUAGGGUUACUAGUUCACUCUUUCUCAGCUUCAGGUCCCUGACUCUAAAAUAGAAAUGUAUUUAUUUUAUUUUAUAAAUUUCUGACCCAUCUUUUAGAUUACCUACUCUUACAAGGUCUUAGUGUACUUUGCUAUUGCAUGUGUGAACAAAAACUUAAUUAAAAUAAAAUAGCUCAAAACAUUAAAAAUUAGAACAGUCAAUAUGUUUACUAUGGUGGAUGUUCAACCUGUUCUGGAUGGGGUUACACUCCCCCUGAAGGAGCAGGUUCGUAGUUUGGGAGUUCUUUUAGAACCAUCCCUGUCACUUGAGGCUCAGGUAGCCUCGGUGGCACGGAGUGCCUUUUACCAAUUUCGUUUGGUGGCCCAACUACACCCCUAUCUGGAUAGGGAGAACCUCGCUUCAGUUGUCCAUGCUCUGGUAGCCUCUAAAUUAGAUUACUGCAAUGCGCUCUAUGUGGGGCUGCCUCUGAAGACGGUUCGGAAACUGCAGCUCGUGCAAAAUGCAGCGGCCAUACUGAUAAUGGGGACCAGGCGGUCCGAACAUAUAACACCGAUUCUGGCCCGCCUGCAUUGGCUGCCUAUAUGUUUCCGGGCCCGGUUCAAGGUUCUGGUUUUAACCUAUAAAGCCUUACACGGCGCGGGACCACAAUAUCUGGUGGAACGCAUCUCCUGAUAUGAACCUACCCGUACGCUACGCUCAACAUCGAAGACCCUCUUCCGGGUGCCUACUCAAAGGGAAGCUCAGAGGGUGGCAACAAGAAAAAGGGCCUUCUCAGUGGUGGCCCCCGAAUUGUGGAAUAGUCUUCCUGAUGAGGUACGCCUGGCGCCAACAUUACUAUCUUUUCGGCGCCAGGUCAAAACCUUCCUCUUCUCCCAGGCAUUUUAAUAAGUGUUUUAAUAUGUGUUUUAAACGUUUUAAAUUUAAAAUUUUUUAAGGAAGCCCAUUUUCAAUGUUGUUUAAAUUGUUUUAAAUAUGUGUUUUAUUGUAUUUUGAUAUUGUCUGUUGUGAACCGCCCAGGGAGCUUCGGCUAUGGGGCGGUAUAUAAAUUUAAUAAAUAAAUAAAUAAAAACAUAGCCCUAUACCAUUUUCAAAUGCAGACCAAAGUAAAAAACAUUACUUUUUAUUUUCUGUUACAACACAAACUAUAACAACUAAUAAACAUUGGUGUAUAGAUGUU